Molecule: messenger RNA, 4859 nt
Organism: Equus quagga
Lineage: Eukaryota; Metazoa; Chordata; Mammalia; Perissodactyla; Equidae
Product: protocadherin gamma-A8-like
Exons: 1
Coding region: 2129-4639 (836 amino acids)
Biological process (GO): homophilic cell-cell adhesion
Cellular component (GO): plasma membrane
Molecular function (GO): calcium ion binding
Source: RefSeq, a predicted model, not a curated record
UGCCCGUACUGGAAAGACAGAGUUUAAUUUUCUAAAAUGUACUGAGCAGUUGGGUUCAGGACAAGACAUGCUUUGUGGUGAUUCGUCUGGGCCGUUAUUUCCGAUUUGUAAUUCCAGUGAGUCAGCCUUCCAGCCGGUGAGUUUCCUUUAAGCAUAACCUGCUUCUUAUGGUCUACCCAGUUCUCCAUAUUCACAGGAAAACAAACAAUUUUCAGAUCUAAAAUUGUCUUUAAGAAAGUUGUAGCCAGUCAAAAAUCUGUUACCCAUUCUUCAAGGGAGGUUGAAGUAGGAGCAAUUAUGUGUCUUUUAGGGUUGUCUUACCAGACUCAGAUUUUCAAAGCAGUGAGGGUAUGGUUUUAUCUACAAAGGGAAACAUUGGACAAUGUUCGAGGCCCUCUCAUAAAAACCAAUGAAUUUUUCCCUGAGAUUUUCUUCCUAUCGCUUAAUGUACAAUGAUUUCUUCUUCUGGUUUGGACAUACUGUAAAUGUAAAAGUAGGCAGUAAUUUAGAUAAACCUUUAAAGCAAAACAUUUUAAGCUAAAAUUAGUUAUUUUUCUUAACUGAUUUAACUGUUAUGGUUUCCAUACUAAUUUGAUGUUUUAUUUCUUAUAUUUACCUCCCUUUUGUUUCCAAAGCUCCUAGAAUAAGGUAUUUUAACCUGUAUUUGUAGGUAGAUGGACUCACUGUAAUCGUAUGCAAUGUACCGUGUGUGCACGCGUGUGUGAGUGUAAAAUCGCUUGAGUGAACAGUAGAUCCAUUAUGCUCAUCAGAAGGCAAAAGUCUGUUCUCCUUACUUGCUGCAUAGGAUUUCAGGAUUAAUCUGUGUCGAAGCUCAUUCCAUAGGCUCCUCCAUCAAAGAAAAGAUGUUUUCACCUCUGUUGCUUCUCUCACACACACUCCUAUAUAAUUUUUGAACUGUCUUUUUUGGAGCCCUAAACUAAUGUAGCUAGAGGUCUUCUGGUCAUUCUACUAUCUCAAGGAGGAAAACAGAGUCUUGAAUUCUUCAAAUUUUAGACAAAAUUGCCAGUCUGAUGUGCAUACAAAUAUAUACACAAGAUGAUAAUAUGUUGUGUUAGCCUUUGCUAGAUUUCCCCUUAGUAACUGCUUCCUUACAUGUUCCUUACUGUGUUUGUAAUUCUUUUGAUCAAAGUACUAAUUAAGGUAAAAAUAACUUUAGAAUAUGUCUACUUAAGAAGUUGAGUAAGUCUACUCUAAAAUGUAAAUCAUCUGUCAUUGGGGGAAGAAGGGUAUGGAGAUUUGCUUUUCAAUGUAUAUUCAUUUGUACCUUUCAAGUAUUUUCUAUUCAAAUAGAAAAAAUAUAAAUAAUUUAAAUAAAACUAGCAAAAUAGUAUAAUCUCUGAUAAACCUUGAAAAGACCUUAACCUGUUAAAAUUUCACCAUAUUAAUUUGAAAAUAUUGCCAAUGUGUAAUUAUGACAUUUUAUAAAGAAAAUGAAAAAGCAACAACUCUACAGAAAGCUUACUAUAAUGAUUAAUUGCUCUAAACCAAAUAAAACAACGUUUUGAGUCAAACAUCUCCAAUAGGUCUAUUUUAGUCUAAAAAUGAAUUAAUUUCCAGUGACCACUGGUGUUCUUACUUAUUUGACAAUAGAUAUUGAAGACAUUUAUAAUAAAGCUCAGAGCAUAAUAAAUAAAAUUUUAAUAAUUUAUUUUUUAAAAGAGUAAAUGUAUUCCAGAAAUUUUAGUAGUAAUGCUAAACCAUAAAUCUGAUUAUUUAAUAAUACUUUGUAAGACUUUAACCCUACUUCAUCCCACAUUUCUUGGUAAUUACUUUUAAAAUAUUAAUUUAGGGACAAAUUAAAUUCAAAACAAACUAUAAAAAGCAAGUAGUACUUUUUCCUCAGUAACCUAGCAUACAAUGUUACAUAUCUAAAUGGGUGCAGUAACUGCUUGGGACUCUAAGCGCCGCUGUUCACCUACUUGGAGAUAAAUGUAAGCAAACUCCGCGGUCCUGAUAUUCAGGGCUGCACCUCGCAAAGACCUACAGAUCCCACAAAACAACUGCAGGGGCUGCAGCGAAACUCCGUCUCUAAAUUUGGGACGCUCCAGCUUUCGAUAAGAUCAUCUCCAUAGCUGCAGCAAAAAGGUAAACAAGACACAAAUGCCCAAUGAAGAUUCUGAGUGGAUUCCUUAGCGAAGGAACAAUGGCUGCCCCAAGGGAUUACCGAGGACGCGGAGAGCUGGUCCUGCUGUGCGCGCUCCUGGGCACGCUGUGGGAGAUUGGGGGAGGACAGAUCCACUAUUCGGUGCCAGAAGAGAGCGACAAAGGAUCUUUCGUGGGUAACGUCUCCAAGGACCUGGGGCUGGAACCCCGGGAGCUGGCGGAGCGCGGAGUCCGCAUCGUCUCCAGAGGUAGGAUACAGCUCUUUGCUCUGAACCGGAGAACCGGCCGCUUAAUCACUGCAGGCAGGGUAGACCGGGAGGAGCUCUGUGCUCAGAGCGCGCGGUGUCUUGUAAAUAUCAACAUCCUGGUAGAGGAUGGAGGGAAACUUUUUGGGAUAGAAAUAGAAAUCACUGAUAUCAAUGAUAACAACCCGAAAUUCCAAGUCGAAAAUCUGGAAGUAAAAAUUAACGAAAUCGCUGCACCUGGAACACGUUAUCCACUCCCAAAGGCUGUUGACCCGGAUGUAGGCUUGAAUUCCCUGCAGAGCUACCAGCUCAGCCCCAGUCACCACUUCUCCCUGGACGUGCAAACUGGAGACGACGGAACUAUAAACCCAGAGCUGGUGCUGGAGCGGGCCCUGGACCGUGAGGAAGAGGCUGCUCACCACCUGGUCCUCACCGCCUCCGACAGCGGCGAUCCGCGUCGUUCCAGCACAGUGCACAUCCAGGUGACAGUGUUGGAUACAAACGACAAUGCCCCUGUUUUUGCUCAACCGAUUUACCGAGUGAAAGUCCCAGAGGACGUGCCCCAGGGCACCCGUCUGCUUACUGUAAGAGCUAGCGACCCGGAUGAGGGAGCCAACGGAAGAGUGGCGUAUAAAUUCUGGAAAAUUAGUGAAAAACAAUCUCCAUUAUUCGAGCUUAAUGAAAAUACUGGGGAAAUAUCAACAGCAAAGAAUCUAGAUUAUGAAGAAUGUGCAUUUUAUGAAAUAGAAAUACAAGCUGAAGAUGUGGGGGCACUUCUGGGGAGGACCAAAGUGCUCAUUUCAGUGGAAGAUGUAAAUGACAAUAGACCCGAAGUGGUCGUUACAUCUCUGUUUAGCCCGGUCUUGGAAAAUACUCUUCCUGGGACAGUAAUUGCCUUCUUGAAUGUGCAUGACCGAGACUCUGGGAAGAAUGGUCAAGUUGUCUGUUACACACGUGAUAAUUUGCCUUUUCAAUUAGAAAAAUCAAUAGAUAAUUAUUAUAGAUUGGUGACAUGGAAAUAUUUGGACAGAGAAAAGAUCUCUAUGUACAAUAUCACAGUGAUAGCCUCAGAUCGAGGAACCCCGCCUCUGUCUACUGAAACUCAUAUUGCCUUGCAUGUGGCAGACACAAAUGACAAUGCUCCCACUUUCUCUCAUGCCUCCUACUCAACCUAUAUCCCAGAGAACAACCCCAGAGGAGCCUCCAUCUUCUCUGUGACCGCCCAUGAUCCCGACAGUGAUGAAAACGCCCGAGUCACUUACUUUCUGAUGGAGGACACCAUCAUGGGGGCACCUCUCUCCUCCUAUGUCUCCAUCAACUCUGACAGCGGUGUCUUGUAUGCACUGCGCUCCUUUGAUUAUGAGCAAAUCCGAGACUUGCAGCUACUGGUGAUUGCCAGUGAUGGUGGGGACCCUCCACUCAGUAGCAACGUGUCUCUGAGUCUGAGUGUGUUGGACCAGAACGACAACGUGCCAGAGAUCUUGUACCCUGUGCUCCCCAACGAUGGUUCCACUGGCGUAGAGCUGGCACCCCGCUCUGCAGAACCUGGCUACCUAGUGACGAAAGUGGUGGCAGUGGACAGAGACUCAGGCCAGAACGCCUGGCUGUCCUACCGCCUGCUCAAGGCCAGUGAGCCAGGGCUCUUUGCAGUGGGGUUGCACACGGGAGAGGUGCGGACGGCGCGGGCCCUUCUGGACAGAGACGUUCUCAAGCAGAGCCUGGUGGUGGUCGUCCAGGACCACGGCCAGCCCCCACUCUCAGCCACUGUGACUCUCACCGUGGCUGUGGCUGACAGCAUCCCAGACGUCCUGGCCGACCUGGGCGGCAUCAGGACCCCUGUCAACUCUGAUGAUUCAGAUCUCACAUUGUACCUGGUGGUGGCGGUGGCAGCAGUCUCCUGCAUCUUCCUCGCCUUUGUCAUAGUGCUGCUGGCGCUCAGACUGCGGCGCUGGCACAAGUCUCGCCUGCUCCAGGCUUCAGGAAGCGGGUUGGGGGGCGUGGCCACCUCGCACUUUGUGGGUGUGGACGGGGUGCUCGCUUUCCUGCAGACCUAUUCCCACGAGGUCUCCCUCACUGCGGACUCGCGGAAGAGUCACCUGAUCUUCCCCCAGCCCAACUACGCGGACACACUCCUCAGCCAGGAGAGCUGUGAGAAAAAGGAUCCCUUGUUAACAUCCAUAGAUUUUCAGCAACGUACGGAUGAAGCUGCGUCUGUUCAGGUGAGUUCAGUUCUUUGUUUACGUUUCUCAGAGAAAUUAUAUUGGGUAUAAAUUUAAUUUACGUCAUCUGAAACACGUAUUGUGAAGAAGUUUGAAAUAUUUUUUAAGGUGUACUACAAAGUUUUGGGUUUAUUUUAAUUGUGAUACUAUAAAGUUGAGCUCUAAUUAUAGUUUGUGGUGUCAUUUGCUUUUCAAAGGCUUGGACAAGAUUGUUUAAAUGUGAACUCUCAAUGUUUUAAACCUUCCGUAUUUUACUAUAAUUGUCACUUAU